AUGCUUGGCAUAAAUGUCACCUACACGGUCCCUGGAGCUGGAGGGCAGGUUGAAUGCUUAUACUCCGUGGCUGGCUGCUCUGCGCCCGGCAAUUCCUCGGACCGAGGGUGUGGCCCAGAAGGGCCAUCUGUGACGUACCAGCACGUGCAAUUGGAGGCGUGGAUGGGAAACUAUCCCACGUUGUGGGCUCUGUUGCAAAAAUACAAGACCGCACCCAAACUCCUGACCUCCAUGGGAUACGAGGGCUCCGAGAGCAUGUAUUUCACUUCGGCUGUGUUGCACGCUGCUCAUGAGGCUGAAGGUUUGGCUUUGGACUUUUGGACUGGUUGCUCGACCAAGUCUUGGCAGCUACUGCUUCGAUGCAACAUGGAAGCAGCCUUGGCAGCUUGGAACGCGAAGAAGGAGGAGGACGAGGAAGAGAAGGAGGAGCUUCACCUGGCAGGCGUCUUACCGAAAUCUGUGAUUCCAUUGGCCAUUCGUAUCAGCCUUAUGAAAACUGCCCUGUCCUUAUGGUAUGCGCUCCAGACGUGCAUAGAGUUAGCCCUAUAUGAAGAGCAGUCCAUAGCCGGCGAGGCCACCUCCAGUACACAGCUCAAUGAAGUACUGACGCAGUUUAGUUUUGACUUGCCUACAGGGCCCAUUGGCGUUUUGCUCAUUCGACUAAAAGAAAUUGGUUGGAAGAUGGACGUUUAUGCCAUUUUACUCAGUUUGCGGCAAUCUCUGGAUCGCGGUGCUGGCUACGGCUGGGUUUUCUCCGUGGCAGCUUCUGCUACGAAUUUGGUGCGCUUUUUGUUCAUCACAGAGCUGGUAAAGAAUGCCAAGGUUGCAGUGCGAAAGAAUACCUUUAUGUAUGUAUUGCAAGGUGGUGAAUACCUCGGCACUGAUGAGGUGAUGAAUACCUUUCAAACUGGCAACAGCGAGAAAAGGAUGCUCAUUCAGAAACCGCCCAUUAAGGUAGAUCAUGUGAAGAUUUUGGAGAACAUCAUGCAAGGAAUCUCUGAAUUGAAGGCUCAGGACAGAGUUGCUGCGGGGUUCUUUCCGUGGAUGAUCUAUGCAAGGGCUUGGUUCUCUGAUGCACAAGCGGCAUCUACUAUUGUGGAGGAUGUCAUUGGGAUGGAAGAUGGACCUGACGGAUUUAUUGAGGCUCAGGUCCACAGGAGCAAGACAGCCAUCACGUUGGAGAGGAAGACGAGGUAUUUGCCUAUGGCCGGUCGAAUUGUAGGAGUUAUUGCAAGGGACAAGUCUUGGGCUCUUGAGUGGAUGAAGGCCAUCCGUGACUGCAAGCUGCCGGUUGGCUCGGGCAGGCCUUUGUUGCCUGCUCAAACCGAUGCUGGUUGGAGCAGUUUGCCGGUUUCCGCCCACGUCGCAGGCAGAAGGAGCUACUUUGCAGGAAAUCAUUGGGUACAUGGACUGGAAAGUAUGGGCUCGAUGCGAACACCAGAGCCAGGCCGAGUCCAAGAGGAUUUGCAGCAGGUCUUGAACUCGUCCAGCGAGGGUUCUGAAGACCAAGAGGUUGAGAAGUUGAAGGGUGUCACCAUCAAGGGUAUCACGGAACCCUCGGACGGGUUGGUGCCCUCGGAUGGGUUGGUGGACAUCUGUUGCUCGAUUUUUGAUGACAAUCGUCUUCGAUGGGUGGACUGGUCCAAGCGCACAUCCAAGGAGCAGGAGCUCACCGGAGAGAAGAAGGCUGACACGGCAACGGAUGUGCUCAUGCAGCAUGCCUUGAUGCGCAGGGCCCUUGCCUUUGACCAGGCCAAUUUGAUGGAGUUCACCAAGUGCCUGAAUUGGACGGAUAAGUUGAUGAAGGCUCGUUUAGACAAGCCGCCAUCUGGUUUUGAAAGGCCCUCCAACAAGCAACUCAUGGCCGCGGACACCAAAUUGUUCGAGGCCAUGCAUGAGGUGGCGAUGUUGCUUCAGCCACGCCAGUUGUGCAGAGCUGAGGCCACCUAUGACAAGGUGAAGGGCCUUCGUGGAGGUGUCUCCCAUCUUCGACAGGAAAAGGGGAAAGGAAAGCCCAAAUCCAAGAGUUCAAAUGCCUUUGUUCGUAUGCCGCAUGAACUUAUUGGUUGCCACCCCAAGACGUUGAAAGGAUCGGCCAAACUGAAAGCUGCAUGCGCUCAAGCAGGUUUGACGGCGGUUGCAGUGGAUCAGAUCUCGAACCGUCGGUACAGGUCCUAUGGGUUUACCGCUAAAUAUACGACACUGCUAAGUGAGCGUGUGGCUGCAGUGGUGGUUUCAUGUGCUUUGGACAAGGGCUACGUUGCCCCUGCCACUUUGGAUCAGUCGACCCAUUUGCAAUUGAAUGCUUUGGCGGUGCAUCGACAACCUACCAAGUCUAUGCCACCGUACCUGUUUGAGUUUGCCUACGUGACAGGUGUUGGUGACAAAGGCUGUAUUCCGGAACCUGCGGGUGUGUUUUUACCCGAAGCUUCUAUCCCCAACAUGACAGUGGAGCACUUAGAUGAGUUGAGCAGUAUUAUUACGACGCAGUUGUGGGAGAAGAUCAAGGGCUCCAAAUCUGAUCAGGAGGUAUGGGACAUCACCCUGAAGCAAGCGGAGGAGAACGAUUGGCUCGCCAAGCCGAUGAAGUUUGAUGAGCUGGAAGAGUGCUUUGCUGGUGACUGGGUUCCGGCGCGUAGACUUGGGAUACAGCAAUCUGGCAAAACAAGGGUCAUCGAUGAUUUCAGUGAGAACGGCACGAGCUGUGCUUUUGCGUCUCAAGAGAAGAUUGAUUUGAAAGCUCUGGAUCAUGUGGCUUGGUGUGGCGCAACGUUGGCUAAGGCAGCCUUGGUUUCAAGAUCGAUCAUGGCCUUGCUAGGGUUCAAAUGCUCGGUCGAUAAGGAGAUGGAGUUUGAUGAGAAGACGGACAUGCUGGGUGUUUGCGUAGAUACCACUGAGGUCAAAGAUGGAAGGAUUGGUAAGUUGGCCUUGGCCGAGUUGAGGCAGUUGGAGGACAGCAAAGGUAGCGUUUGGGUCUUGGACGAGGAUGCCAGAUGUGAAUUAGAGCUCUUGAGGCCGCAGGGUUGUGUUCUUUGUGGACAAUAUUCCAUCGAUGAGGUCCCUUAUUACGGGUACGUCUAUACUGAGAGACAGUGGUGGAAGCUUUUGCGGAGCAUGGUCAAUGUCCAGCUCGGCUUGACUCUUUUGACCUUCUUGCCGGUGCUCAUGAACGUGGCGGCCCUGAACGGUGAACCUCACCCAUGCUGGGAGGGUCGCUUGCUAGCUUCAGAUACCUUGGCUAGCCUACAAGAUCUGGAUCCACAUCUCCGGGGUCAGACCCCUGCAUCCUGGUCCUCAGGAGACUUCACCAGUGCCAACAAAAUGUGCUCCUUAUUAGUAGCAUCGGCCAGUCAGUGGCAAACUAAAUUUAAGCAGGGACUUGAAGGUCUGGAAAUUGCUGAACUUGGCUUUAAGCCAUACUCCCUGCGGAUGUGGGGGCGCGACAUUCUGGCUUGCCCAUAG
Cladocopium goreaui is the source of this 3462-nucleotide messenger RNA. NCBI's taxonomy places the organism in Eukaryota, Dinophyceae, Suessiales, Symbiodiniaceae. The record is from the annotation of a GenBank genome assembly.